AAGUUAAUGUACACACCAUCAUCCAUUAAAAAGCAUAUUUGAAUCACUUUAUUUGCAAUGUGAUUUAGGAUAAUCUAAAAUUUUGUAUCAGGGUAGCUUACAGUGUAAAAUGUGUUUGUUUUUUAGAUAAAAGGAAAGAUGAUCUGGAUCCCAAAGUGGUUCAAAGCAUCCAGUCUCUGAAGUCCUGUCCCACAGUACCAGAAAUGAAGGCGAAUUCAAACGCUGUAUCAGAGUAUUCAUCAAACCUGAUCAGUGUGUUGAAUAACAUCGCCAAAUCAAACACCUGCAGUCCAGCCACGAGCAGGGCCUUAACAAUAGCAACAGCGACCAUUGGAAACCUCAACAAGGCUUUUCAAGAUCACUGCAAAGAGGUAAAGGCUCUCAAGGCGAGUCCACAGAAACAGAGAAAGGUGGCUGAAGAAGUGGACAGAGACAUCUACGGUUCAUCUUUGCAGGAAUAUGGCUCUAUAGUACAGCAGCAGAUGCCAAAAUUGCUUGCCAAUCCUGAGAGGCCAAAGACUGAUGCUGCAAGCAAGCCGUUUACUCAGGUCAGGAAGCCUGUGCAGGGGGCAAAAAAUAAAGUGUUGCCGCUGGAAAGACCAGUAACAGCAUUACAGAAGACUCCAAAAGACCUCCAGAGUCCAUCUGCUGAUGACAUGUUUCCUCCGGCCCCUGUCAGAUCUUUUGCUCUCUCCAACAUUACACGAUCUGUAGAGAAGACAAAAGUUAGCAUGGAGUCAAAGGAAGAAACAAGAAAUGUCACAUCAUUUAACAAGAUGGCUCAAGAAGAACCGCAGAGCCCGGCUCCUCUUAGCAUCCAUCAUCCUUCCCCUGUCAAAUCUUUUGAUCUCCCUCAGAUCUCGCAGUCUGUAGAGGAGACAAAAGUUUAUGUAGGGUCAAUGUUGAGAACAGGGACAUCAUUUGAAGGGAUGGCUCAGAAAGACCUCCAGAGUCCAUCUACUCAUAACCUCCAUCGUCCUUCCCCUGUCAAAUCUUUUGAUCUCCCACAGAUCCCGCAGUCUGUAGAGGAUACAAAAGUUUAUGUAGGGUCAAUGUUGAGAACAGGGACAUCAUUUGAAGGGAUGGCUCAGAAAGACCUCCAGAGUCCAUCUACUCGUAACCUCCAUCGUCCUUCCCCUGUCAAAUCUUUUGAUCUCCCACAGAUCCCGCAGUCUGUAGAGGAUACAAAAGUUUAUGUAGGGUCAAUGUUGAGAACAGGGACAUCAUUUGAAGGGAUGGCUCAGAAAGACCUCCAGAGUCCAUCUACUCGUAACCUCCAUCGUCCUUCCCCUGUCAAAUCUUUUGAUCUCCCUCAGAUCCCGCAGUCUGUAGAGGAGACAAAAGUUUAUGUAGGGUCAUUGUUGAUAAGAGGGACAUCAUUUGAAGAGAUGGCUCAGAAAGACCUUCUGCAGUCUGUAGAGGAGACAAAAGUUGAUGUGGUGCCAGUGAAAGAUCUCCAGAGUCCGUCUCCUGUCCACAGCCAUCCUUCCUCAAUCAUGAAACGGCCCCAAAUUCAGACUGAAGUAAAGCCAUCACUUCAGAAACCUGACAAGCCAGAGACUAACAAAUAUGUUUCAGGAGUCUUAGGUAACAGUGAAGAGGAUGAUGACAAACUGCUUCAUGAAAGGAUGAAAGGUCAAACGUUCGUAAUUGACAUCGAAGCUCAAGAAAGCAACCUCAAACAUCUGGAUCGAGCUUUUCAAAACAACAACAUCUCCUCUGAAAUGUACAACCUGUGCAGAGGAAACAUCAAUCAAACACUUCAAAGUGUUGAUCUGCGACUUGGAUGUCUUUUACGGAGAUACAUCAAACACGUCCAGUUGAAGCAAUUAAGGAAGACGCUCGAUGAAAAUUUCAAGCUGACCAAAAAUUUAAAGGAUGGACUGGCAUUCAAAAAAGUUCAUUCUCAGCUCUGUAAAUUCGACCAUUUCCAAAAGAGUGUGAGAAAAGUCUGGGACGCCAAGCAAGCUUCCACGGACGAGACACGCAGAUGGUGCAUCGCACGGACAGCCCAUUUAUACCAGCAGAUGAAUUCGAUCCAUGGCCUACAUCUGACAGGCAUAUCAUGUGUCCAGAGGCACGUACCAGUGUCUCUGCUGACUGUGACACCUGUGAGGUUUAGCACACAUCUAUGCCCAUCUCCUCCUCAGCGGCCGCAAACUGCUCCCAGCAAAGCCAGUCCAGCUCGUCUUCCUCGAAACAACCUGAGAGUGCUUCACAGCACAGAUGCGACCAGGAAUAUAUCAGGCAGUUUCUUGAAGAUCAGUCACGUCCGUUAUUGAUGGCCAACAUGAACCUGUGUAUGUGAAGGAUAAUGGCCAGUUACUCGCAUCUGGAACAUCUCAUGUGUAAAAGAACCCAAGAGCAGUGUGGGAAGGAGGACGAGGCUGAGGGCCGUAAGACGAGGCCGGUGGCAUGAUUGCUAAUGAGCAUCACCUGCGCGCCGCACCGGUCUCGUAUCUUACGGAGGAGCUCGGAAGCAUAAAAGGGGGAACGACGACAGUGAAGGACGAGAGAGGACCAGUUCCCGCCUCCUUCUUCCCUAAUCUACUAACCUUGCUACAUUAGUGGCGAAACCCGGGAGGAAGGAGGGACACGCUGUCGGAGAGUCCUCACUGCCGAGAGGGAAUGCAGUGCUGAGGAGGUCGAGCAGCACGAAGGAGGGGUGACCGUCAGUGGCUGCCCGCUGGUGUCCGCCAGGCCCACUGCCGUCCGCCAUGAUGGGGAGGAGCAGGCAGACCGAUGGAACGGGGAGCUUGCUGCCGGGCCACCAUAGCGGAGGAGCCAUUGUCGGCCCCAUGGAGGUGGAGGAGUGUCGGGCCGUCCUCCAUCGCAUGGCACUGCAAGCGAGAGCCUCUCGGCUGGUUGAGGACCGAGAGCCAGUGUGUCCGGGAACUGGACCAAGAAUGUUUUCCUCUCUCCCCUCUGUACCUCCUCAUGCUUCCGUCUCCUUUUCUCUCGCCUCGUCUGUCCUUACCCCCAGGUGCUACUACACACAUGCUAUCAGCACCUUUAACCUGAGGGGGGGUGGGGGUGGGGUAGAGCAAGUCCACCGUGGGCUUGGCAACACUGCUUACCUCUUAACCCACUCUUAAACCUACCCAUACCACCAACCGAUCCCUAUCCCUUACCCGUAUUCCAUUUUUAUAAAAUAUAUAUAUAUAUAUAUAUAUAUAAAAUUAAUUUAC
Messenger RNA from Ctenopharyngodon idella (grass carp), 3188 nucleotides. RefSeq lists its product as uncharacterized. NCBI's taxonomy places the organism in Eukaryota, Metazoa, Chordata, Actinopteri, Cypriniformes, Xenocyprididae. The coding region runs from base 204 to 2282 and encodes 692 amino acids. The transcript has 3 exons. The record is from RefSeq and is a predicted model, not a curated record.